Exophiala oligosperma is the source of this 815-nucleotide messenger RNA. RefSeq names its product ribosomal protein L13. Gene Ontology annotation, cellular component: mitochondrial large ribosomal subunit; ribosome. The coding region runs from base 118 to 621 and encodes 167 amino acids. NCBI's taxonomy places the organism in Eukaryota, Fungi, Ascomycota, Eurotiomycetes, Chaetothyriales, Herpotrichiellaceae. The transcript has 2 exons. The record is from RefSeq and is a predicted model, not a curated record. Gene Ontology annotation, biological process: translation; negative regulation of translation. Gene Ontology annotation, molecular function: mRNA binding; structural constituent of ribosome.
AGACAAUCUACACAAUCCUGUUUGUACACGCGAUUUUGACUAACGUUGGUGGGUUGGUCAUCAGUGGACAGUCAGAAGAGGCAAUUGUGCCCCAUGAACAGAUAGCCUCUUCCCUCCAUGUCGCAAACCGUGGGCAAGACUCGUCUUGCCUACUCUCGGACAUGGCAUUAUAUCGAUAUUGGCAGUGAUACAAGGUCGUUAGGCCGGGUCGCAACCUCGAUAGCGACUUUUUUGAUGGGCAAGCAUAAGCCGAUCUGGGAUCCUUCGACAGACUGCGGAGACUAUGUGGUGGCAGUCGGAUGCCACGAUCUACAUGUUACGGGCAAGAAACGACAACAGAAACAGUACUACACCCACAAUACACGACCGGGAAGCCUCAAACAAAUGAGCAUGGAGCGCAUGAUCGAGAAAUGGGGUGGAGGAGAAGUCCUCAAGAAAGCUGUGAGAGGAAUGCUCCCAAAAAACCGCCUCAGAGACAAGCGAUUAGCCAGAUUAAAAGUUUUCGAAGGAACGGCACAUCCCUACCGUCAGAACAUUGUCCGAUUUGCCGGGACACCACACAAAGGCAAGAUUAUGGAAGCGAUUGAAGCAUCGAAACCCGCGACAAGUACUACUUCAUGACGGAGCAAGGAGCAUUUGUUGUAAUUAUGGAAUCUAGCAAGAUGUAUGAAUACGAUUGUACAUUAUCCUGGCCACAGAACGUUUAUUGCGACGCCUUCUAUUGAACCGGCAGAGAACUCCAACCAUUGUCAUGAUCGUGAUUUGGUAUAUGGUGUAUCCGAUAAUACAAUUUACAACUUGGCCUUUACAUCGCG